Molecule: messenger RNA, 513 nt
Organism: Capsicum annuum
Lineage: Eukaryota; Viridiplantae; Streptophyta; Magnoliopsida; Solanales; Solanaceae
Exons: 2
Coding region: 1-513 (170 amino acids)
Molecular function (GO): nucleic acid binding
Source: RefSeq, a predicted model, not a curated record
AUGCAAAUGAGUAGGCAGGUUGAGGUCUUCAAUUGGGAGAUCAAGUCCAUAUUGGAAAAAACUAUGAAAGAUAACAAGAUUGAUUGGUCAAGAAAGUUAAAUAAUGCUUUGUGGGCCAACUGGAUAGCUUUUAAGACCCACAUAGGUGUCGCUUCAUAUCAUCCUGUGUACGAUAAGGCUUGCCACAUGCCGAUCAAAUUGGAGAACAAAGCACUAUGGGUGUUGAAAAAGCUUAAUUUUGAGUGGCAUGAUGCAGCUAACUUACGGAUAAGCAAAGUGAAUAAGUUGGAUAAAUAUCAAUGCCGAGCUUAUGAGAGUUCCACUCUGUACAAAGAAAAGAUGAAGUUGUAUCAUGACAAGAAGAUCGAGAAAAGGGGUGUUCCUGAUGGUGCUAUUGAGAUGAAACAAGAUAGUGAAGAUCUGUUCAAGGAGAACAGGCAGUGUGUCAUGCAUUAUAUAGGGAAUACUGUUGAAGUAAAAGUUUUUGUUGAUGUAAGCCUUGUUGAAGUCUAA